AUGGUACAUCGCAGAAGGGUAUGCCAUCGCUCAGCGGUGAGAGUUUACUUUUGACUGUUAUCGUUGCAUGCUUUGUGCUCGAAAGCAUGUAAUACAAUACGAAUUACGGUAUUUUUUAUAAUUUACCAACGUUUGUGACAGAAGAUACUAAAUGUUCGAGUGUUAGCCACGAAUUGCAAAACAAGGGAAUGGAGUAUAGACGAAGUGUAACAAAUUCUUAAAUGAGAAGUUUCGAUUUAAUCAUGAAUAAUUCGGGUUGCGCAUCAUGUAUACUCGAACCUCCGCCCGACAUUCUUCACAUACCACCACCACCCUUCCCGGCUAUUCUGCAGCAAAGUUCCGACUUUUAUCCACGCACGGAUCUACUGUCGUUUCCACCGCAUCUCAACGACAGCCCAUGCAAGCAUUUCUGCGAUCGUCGUUCCGAAGGAGUGCAGUACAUAGAGAUGCCACAGCAAGGCGACACGUGGCUGCCAGUGUUAAUAUCAUCCUGCGUCGGUGUGAUUUUCAUAGGCAUAAUACUAGCGACGUUACUCUUGAAAUGCAAAUUUAAUAGAAGUGGUAAGAACGGUGUGAUUUCCAUGCCGAACACAGCAUCCGGUAUGCAAACGAAAAAUGGAAGGAUUCAAAACGAAGCUGUUCUGUACCCUUGCGCAACCGACAACAUGCAAGAUAGUCGUGUUAUGUGGGCUACUCUAACGCCACGCGGAACUACCAGACACUAUUUAGAGGAGCAUACAUAUGAAACGAUCGGCGGUGGACAAUUCCACAAGCGUGCCUGUUCAACUACGCCAACUGAACAUGUAAAACUUAAGACUUAUGCGGAUCCGCCAAUUACGAGCCCGAUUCAAAAUCGGCCGAAGGACGAUGAAGCGUUUGAUAACACGGCGUUUGUAGAUUACGAAGAGCCGCUAUCAAUAAAGACUGACUACUAUCAACUCAAUGAUGCUUUGGAACCAAACGAUUUAGGUAUACUUUCAAUACAACAGAGAGGAACGUUACGUCCACGCGUCAGUUCGCCAACAAGAAUCGAACAUCCAAACUUACCACCGCUUAAUCUUCAUCCGCAUAAACGUUCCUUUCGUAAAGGUUCAGCUACGCUACAGGCAUCCGAUACAUUGCUUAGACGCAGUAGUAUUACAUCGUCCACGUACAUUCCUACUAUAUAAACAGAUCAUCCGAUUCCUGUUAUAUUCAAACCCUUACGCAAUAAGAAUCAUAAACUACACUACGUUUUCAAUCUGUUGUCUUUACACUCACUUUCUCUAAGUACAUAAUAAUUGUGUAUAAGUUAAAUAAAGCGACAUAGUUAUUGAAACGUA
Messenger RNA from Hylaeus anthracinus, 1322 nucleotides. RefSeq lists its product as uncharacterized. The record is from RefSeq and is a predicted model, not a curated record. Lineage: Eukaryota; Metazoa; Arthropoda; Insecta; Hymenoptera; Colletidae. Bases 222 to 1169 code for a protein of 315 amino acids. The transcript is spliced from 6 exons.